AUUUAUAUCCAUCGUUCCCCGAAACAUUUAAGAAUCUUGUCAUCGAUCCCCAUAUCAACGUUGUAAGUAGGUGUUGUUGUUUCGAUUAGGUCAUCAGAAAAUGGCUGAUGAAGUGAAGUUGUAUGGCGUUAAGGAAAGUCCAUUUGUUUGUAUUGUAAAAAUCUCUUUGAAUAUGAAGGGAAUCAAGUACGAAAAUAUUGAAGAAGAUCUCAGCAACAAGAGUGCCGACCUAUUGAAGUACAAUCCUAUUCUUAAGAAAGUACCGGUGCUGCUUCACAACAGAAAUCCGAUCGCAGAGUCUCUUGUGAUCGUUGAAUACAUCGAUGAUGUCUGGAAAGGGGAUCCGAUUUUACCUCAGGAUUUUAGUGAGAGAGCUGACGCUCGAUUCUGGGCAAAAUUUCUUGAUGAUAAGUGCAUCCCUGCACUCAGGGUUGUCGGCAGAAAUGCAGAUGAGAAAGUUGUUGCAGAAGCUUGUGAGCAACUGCAAGUACUAGAAAAUGAACUCAAACUCAAAGGUACAAAGUUCUUUGGAGGCCACAACAUCAACCUGAUCGACAUUGUUGCUGUUUUCAUAGCUUACUGGCUUAGAAUAAGGGAAUAAGCAGCUGGAAUUAAGUUCUUCACUGAAGACAAGUUUCCAAAACUAACCAAAUGGGCUGAUGAUUUCGUUAACUGUCAAGUUGCCAAGAAUACCUUUCCUCCACGUGAACACAUGCUUGCAUUUUUUACAAUAAAAUGUUUGGUAAGUUAAUUAAUAGUAAUAGUAUGUGACUGUUAUAGUGUUAUAUAAACUUGGUCGUUUUGUUCGGGUAUGCAUAUAUGUACGUGGUU
Molecule: messenger RNA, 831 nt
Organism: Lactuca virosa
Lineage: Eukaryota; Viridiplantae; Streptophyta; Magnoliopsida; Asterales; Asteraceae
Source: the annotation of a GenBank genome assembly